Molecule: messenger RNA, 13474 nt
Organism: Astyanax mexicanus (Mexican tetra)
Lineage: Eukaryota; Metazoa; Chordata; Actinopteri; Characiformes; Acestrorhamphidae
Gene: col12a1b
Product: collagen, type XII, alpha 1b
Exons: 78
Coding region: 248-11101 (3617 amino acids)
Molecular function (GO): protein binding
Source: RefSeq, a predicted model, not a curated record
CACACUAGUGAAACAGGAGUUGGGGCACAGCCCCCUAUUAAGUAGCAGAUUGUGGAGAGAUUCUGCCCAUUUGGAAAGAGGCUUCCUAUCUGGGACGUCCCGGGACGAACCCCCCAGCUCCUCCUCCAGAAAUCAUCACACUGCAGCCGGGGCAUCUCCGCAGAAAUCUGCACCUUCUCACAGUAACAUUAAAGUGACACAGAAAGGGGCUGUAACAUCAGGUCAUUCAUGUGCUGCUGAGGCACAGAUGGUGAUGAUAAAGAUGAGGGCGAGUGUGGUGUCUGCCUUCAUCACACUGGCACUGCUGUCAUCUGUCAAAGCCCAAGUUGUCCCUCCAUCAGAUUUAAGGUUUAAAAUUUUAAAUGAGAACACAGUACAGAUGACAUGGAGGCUGCCCAUGACAAGAAUAGAGGGCUUUAGAAUUCAAGUGGCAUCGAAUACAGAUGAACCUGUGAAAGACUUUACACUCCCUGCCACUGCAACAAAAACAUCCAUCAAAGAUUUAACCCCUGAUGUGGAUUAUGUAGUAACAAUAUCUUCAUAUUAUGGAUCAGAAGAGAGUUUACCCAUCUCUGGACAGAUUACAAUCCAGUCAAGUGGGUCUGAAGGAGGUCCCAGAAGACCACAGGUUUCUGAUGCAGUCAAAUGCUCAACCAGUGCGAUGGCAGACCUUGUCUUCCUGGUGGAUGGCUCUUGGAGUGUGGGACGAGAGAAUUUCAAGCACAUUCGGAGCUUCAUCUCAGCUGUGACAGGAGCUUUUGAUAUUGGGGAAGACAAAAGCAGAGUGGGUGUGGUUCAGUACAGCUCAGACACCCGCACAGAAUUCACCCUCAGUCAGUAUCUCAGACGGGCAGAGCUCCUCCGAGCCAUCAGCAGUUUACCUUACAAAGGAGGAGACACCAUGACAGGUGAUGCCUUGGACUAUCUGCACAAAAAUAUUUUCACUGAAACAGCUGGCACCAGGAAAGGAUACCCCAAGGUUCUUGUGGUGAUCACAGAUGGAAAAUCAGAAGACCCUGUUGAGAACUACGCAAAGAAACUGAGGGACAGUGGGGUAGAGAUAUUUACCCUAGGGAUCAAAGAGGCGGAUGAGGAAGAGUUAAGGCAAAUGGCUUCCACUCCGUACAACACACAUGUCUACACUGUUCCCAACUUUGAUCUGAUUAAGAAUGUACAGAAAUCCCUCACCACACAAGUUUGCGCUGGAGUAGAGGAGCAGUUAAGCUCACUGGCCAGUGGCGAAGAAGUGGUGGAACCAGCCUCAAACCUGCAGGUGACAGAGGUGGCCUCUAAGUCUAUGCGAGUGACGUGGGAUGCUUCUCUGGGCGAAGUGACAGGAUAUAAGAUACAGCUGCUUCCCAUGCUUGCGGGUAGCACACGGCAGGACCUUUAUGUUGGACCCACUCAAACCUCUGUGAACGUGAGAGGUUUGACCCCAGAAACCGAGUAUGAAAUCAGCCUGUUCGCCUUGAAGGGCCUGACCCCCAGUGAGCCGGUCACAGCCAUGCAAAAGACUCAGCCUAUCAAAGUCUCGUUAGAAUGUUCUCUUGGAGUAGAUGUUCAGGCUGAUGUCGUCCUUCUGGUUGAUGGCUCAUACAGUAUAGGCCUGGCCAAUUUUGCAAAAGUGAGAGAGUUCUUGGAGGUCCUGGUCAACUCUUUCGACAUUGGGCCAAACAAGGUUCAGAUCAGCCUGGUGCAGUACAGCAGGGACCCCCACACUGAGUUUUACCUGAACACACAUCAUGAUCACAGUGCAGUGGUUAAAGCGGUGAGGACCUUUCCAUACAGAGGUGGUUCCACCAAUACCGGCAAAGCCAUGACCUACGUGAGAGAGAAGAUCUUUAUCUCAAACCGAGGAGCUCGUACUAACGUUCCUCGAGUGACGAUCCUCAUCACUGAUGGAAAAUCUUCAGAUGCUUUCAAAGAUCCAGCCACCAAACUGAGGAACAGUGAUGUGGAGAUAUUUGCUGUUGGAGUGAAGGAUGCGGUGAGGUCAGAACUGGAAGCCAUUGCAAACCCUCCUGCAGAAACCCAUGUCUACACUGUUGAGGACUUUGAUGCCUUCCAAAGGAUUUCCAAAGAACUGACACAGUCUAUAUGUCUGCGCAUUGAGCAAGAGCUGGUAAACAUCAACAGAAAAAGAUUGAUUUCACCCAACUCCCUGAGCUUUUCUGAAAUUACGUCCAGAAGCUUCCGGGCCACAUGGGCCACAGAUGCGGUCAAUGUUGAGUCCUAUCUGGUCCAGUAUAAGCCUGCUGAGGAUCCAAGUGCAGCGUACAUCUCUGUUUCAGUACCUGGAGACACCACAACAACAACGUUAUUACAUCUCACCCCCGUCACGAAGUAUGAGGUCAACGUGUCUGCCCACUAUGAUAAAGGAGAGAGCUUUCCUAUCUCUGGAUUUGAGACUACACUAGAAGAACAAGGAACUGUGCGUAACCUCCGAGUGUCUGAGGAGACCACAGACAGUUUGCGUGUGUCAUGGGCUGCUGCUCCAGGCCCAGUGGUCAGAUAUAGACUCACCUAUGUGCCAGUCAGAGGUGACAGUGCAAUGCUGGAGGCGGCCACAGCGGGCAGUGAAACCAGCAUCGUCCUGCAACAGCUUUUCCCCAUCACCACCUACAGAGUGAGUGUGGCAGCUGAAUACCCAUCAGGCACUGGGGCAAAGAUGCACAUCGAUGGCACGACUAAAGAAGUGCGAGGCUCUCCACGGAACCUGCAAGUGUUUGAUGAGACACUGUCCUCCAUGCGUGUGACCUGGGAGGCUGCUCCAGGCCAGGUACAGCGGUAUGUGGUGUCCUAUCGGCCUACUUCAGGAGGAGAGAUGAAAGAAGUAACAGUGAGCGGAGGGAACACCGAAACUGUGCUCAAAAACUUGCAACCAGACACUGAAUACCAGCUGGCAGUCAGAGCUCAAUACUCCUCUGGCCUCGGUCAGCCACUGGAAGGCACCGGCACCACACUGGAAGAAUUGGGCUCCCCCAGAGACCUGAUAACCAGUGACGUGACAGACAGCAGCUUUAUGGUGUCUUGGUCUGCCGCCCCGGGGCGGGUAAGACAAUACCGUGUUCGCUGGAAGUCCCAGUUCAGUGAUGAAUCUGGAGAGAAGAUGGUUCCUGGAGAUGUGACCAGCACUCUGCUGGAGGGCCUGAGCUCAGAGACACGUUACCAGGUGUCUGUCUUCGCCUCCUAUGGCCUCGGAGAGGGAGAGCCACUAGUCGGAGAGGAGACCACUGAUGCUUCUGCUGCUGCCAAAGCACUGACGGUGUUCGAUGAGACUGAGAAGACAAUGAAAGUGAGGUGGAGGGCUGCGCCAGGAAGAGUGCUGAGCUACAGGGUGACGUACUCGCCCCAGUUAGGCGGCAAGGAGAUGACCAUUAAAGUGCCACAUAACACAACCACAGCAUUCCUGAAGCGACUGCAGCCCAUGACCACCUAUGACAUCACCGUCCACCCCAUCUACAAGCGAGGAGAAGGCAAAGCAAGGCAAGGAGUAGGAACCACACUGUCUCCUUACAAAGCGCCAAGAAACUUGCAGACAUCAGAACCAACUAAGACUAGUUUCCGUGUUACAUGGGACCCUGCACCCGGUAAUGUUCGAGGGUACAAGGUCUCUUUUCACCCUAUUGAUAAUGAGUUAUUCCUGGAAGAGAUGCAAGUUGGACCCUACGACAACACAGUCGUCCUAGAAGAGCUCAGAGCAGGAACUAAGUACUCGGUGGCAGUGUUUGGAAUGUUUGAUGGAGGCCAGAGUUUGCCAUUGGCAGGAGAAGAGAUGACCACCCUUGUUGACCCACCUGAACCACCACCCAUGGACCCUCCUGAUGCGCAGUGUAAAACUUCAGCCAAAGCUGAUAUAAUCCUGCUUGUGGAUGGAUCCUGGAGUAUUGGCCGCGUAAACUUUAAGACCAUCCGUUCGUUCAUCGCUCGUAUGGUGGGAGUCUUCGACAUUGGCCCUGACAAGGUUCAGAUUGGUUUGGCUCAGUACAGUGGAGACCCCAAGACUGAAUGGCACCUCAAUGCACAUCCAACCCGCGAAUCCCUACUGGCAGCUGUGGCCAACCUACCUUACAAAGGCGGAAAUACUAUGACAGGUCUGGCCUUGAGCUACAUCCUGCAGAACAACUUCAAACCAAAUGUUGGUCUCCGGCCUGACUCGCGUAAGAUCGGCGUCCUUAUUACUGACGGCAAAUCUCAGGAUGAGAUUAUACUCAGCUCCCAGAGUCUGCGGAGUGAGGGCAUCGAGCUUUAUGCCGUUGGUGUGAAGAAUGCUGAUGAGAAUGAGUUGAGGUCCAUUGCUUCUGACCCGGAUGAAAUCCACAUGUACAACGUAAACGAUUUCUCCUUCCUGCUGGACAUUGUGGAUGAUCUUACAGUGAAUCUCUGUAACAGUGUCAAAGGACCAGGAGGAGGCCCAGGGACACCAACAGACCUAGUGACUUCAGAGGUGACCCACUACUCAUUCCGGGCCACCUGGAUGCCUCCCGAUGAGCCUGUGGAGAGAUUCCGCAUUGAAUAUGUCCCACUAGCUGGAGGCAAAACUGAAGUGAUGUAUGUGGAUGGGGAGGAGAACACUCUCGUGCUGACUAACCUGACCCCCAUGACUGAGUACGUUGUCAACGUCUUCUCUGUGAUUGGAGAGGAAAGCAGUGAGCCUCUCAAAGGCACAGAAACCACCUUGCCCCUGCCUGCAGUGAAGCGCAUGACUGUGUAUGACGAGGCUUUGACCAGCAUGCGUGUGAAGUGGGAGAAGGCGGCCGGUGCCACCGGCUACAUGCUGCUGUACAGCGCCAUCAACGCCACUGUGCCCACCGUAGAGAAAGAGAUGAGAGUUCAGGCAGAUGUGAACGAUGUCCAGCUGCUACAGCUGGUCCCCAACACAGCCUACACACUUUCCCUGUUUGCCCUUCAUGGGGAAGCAGCCAGCGAUCCCCUCACGGACCAGGGAGUUACCUUACCUCUGCCUCCUGCGGGUAAGUUGCGGAUCACAGAUGUGACCCACAGCUCCUUCCGUUUAUUCUGGGAUGCAGCUCCAGGAAAUGUCAGAAAGUACAUGAUCACCUACAAGCCUGAGGGUGGAGAUGUGAAAGAGGAUGAGGUUAUGGGUGAUAUCACAACCCUGCUUCUCACUGGCCUUCGUUCUCAAACCGAAUACGAUGUUGCUGUGACUCCCGUUUAUGAUGAAGGUCCAGGAAGCACAAUGAUUGGCAGCGAGAUUACAGAUGUGGUUCCUGCCCCAAAGAACUUGCGUUUUUCUGAGGUGACACAGACAUCAUUCAGAGUCACAUGGGAACACGGAGCCCCAGAUGUAGCCUUGUAUCGAGUUGGCUGGACCAAGAAAGGAGAGAACAACUUCCAAUAUGAUAUCUUGUCCAAUGAAGAAACCACUCGUGUCCUCACUGAGCUGAACCCGGACACUCUGUAUGAUGUUACAAUCACAGCCAUUUACCCAGAUGAGUCUGAGAGCGAGGAUUUGAUGGGCAGUGAACGCACAUUGUCAAAGAUCAGUACUCCUGCUCCCAUCGGACCUCCUCAGAACCUGCAGGUGUUCAAUGCCACCACCACCACGCUGACUGUAAAGUGGGAUCACGCCCCAGGCCCCGUGCAGAACUACAAAAUCAACUUCCAGCCAGUGGCUGGUGGAAAAACUUUGUCUACCCAAGUUGGGGGAAAGAAGAACAGUGUUAUUCUUCAGAAGCUCACUCCUGACACUCCUUAUUCCAUCACCGUCGCUGCCGUCUAUGGCAGCGGAGAGAUCCGGGACAUAUCUGGCCAAGGAAAGACAAAGCCAUUAGGUGGAGUGAGGAACCUCCAGGUUCUAAAUCCCACCAUGACCACACUGAAUGUACGCUGGGAGCCGGCAGAAGGAAAAGUGAAAGAAUACAAAGUCCUUUAUGUUCCUGCAGCCGGUGGUGCUGAGAGCAUGGUAGGACUGGAGCAGGUAUCCGGGACCACCACCAACACAGUUCUGAGAGGCCUGCAGUCUGACACACUCUACACUGUCACUGUCUACCCAGUGUAUGCUGAGGGCGAAGGAAAGAGGAUGUCAGAAAAUGGAAAGACAAGACCCUUGGGUGGAGUGAAGAAUCUAAGAGUCACUGACCCCACCAUGACCUCUCUCAAUGUGAAGUGGGAACCUGCUGAUGGAGCUGUGCGCCAGUACAAAAUCUUCUUUGUCCCCGCAGCCGGAGGCACUGAAGAAAUGGAACAAGUUCCUGGGACCACAACCAGCAUUGUACUGAGGAACCUUCAGCCAAAUACGGUGUACACCGUAUCCUUGGUGCCAGUGUACCCAGCUACUGAGGGUAGACGCCAGUCUGAGAAUGGAAAAACCUUGCCUCUUGGUGGAGUGAGGAACCUCCGGCUCACUGAUGCCACCUUCACCACUCUUACAGCUAGAUGGGAGGCUGCUGAUGGGAAUGUUCAGGGAUACAAAGUCAUCUAUGUUCCCACAGAUGGGGGACCUGAACUCAUGGAACAAGUGUCUGAAAGUACUACAACUUUGGUGAUGAAAAGCCUGAAGCCAGACACUUUCUACACGGUUACGGUGUUGCCAGUUUAUGCUGAAGGAGAUGGCCCACGACUUUCUGAGAAAGGGAAGACAAAACCUCUGGGUAGUGUAAGGAACCUGCGGGUUACAGAUCCAACCAUAAAAACUCUUAAUGUUCGCUGGGACCCGGCUGAGGGCACUGUGAGAGAGUACAUUGUCAUCUACGCACCGGCAGCUGGUGGAGAACAAGAUGUGGAAGAAGUGUCUGGGACCACAACCAGCACCAUACUUAAAAAUCUGGAGCCUGAUACAGAGUACACUGUCACUGUGGUGCCCGUUUACCAUGAGAUGGAAGGCAAUCGUUUAUCAGAAAACGGAAGGACAAAACCCCUGGGUGGAGUUCAGAAUCUAAAGGUAACAGAUCCAACUUCCAGCACCUUGACAGUACGCUGGGAUCAUGCUGAUGGAAACCCUCGUAACUACAAGGUCUUUUACGUGCCACAGCCAGGAACAGAGGAGAAAAUGGAACAAGUUUCUGGCAGUACCACCACAACUAUCUUACGUAAUCUAAAUCCCAACACUGUGUACAAAGUCUCAUUGCUACCCAUAUAUGAGAAAGAUGUGGAGGGCAAACGUCAGUCUGAAAAUGGGAAGACAAAGCCCUUGGGGACGGUGAAGAACCUUCAAGUGACAGAUCCGACUGUUAACUCUUUGAGGGUGCGCUGGGACGCAGCCGACGGAGAUGUCCGCCAGUACAACGUAUAUUACGUUCCUGCUGCAGGAGGCACUGAGAGCAUGACUCAAGUGUCUGGAGUAUCAACCAACACAAUUUUGAGGAACCUGCAACCAGACACAGAGUACAAGGUCUCCGUGGUGCCAGUGUAUCCAGACAUGGAAGGAAAAAGACAGUCAGCGAAUGGAAAGACAAAGCCUUUGGGUGGGGUGAAGAACCUGCAGGUGACUGAUCCAACCACUAGCUCACUGCGGGUGCGCUGGGAACCUGCUGAAGGAAAUGUGCGCCAAUACAGACUCUUCUACGUCCCUGCUUCCGGAGGGGCUGAAGACAUGGAGCAAGUGUCUGGGGGCACGACCAACACUAUUCUGAGGAACCUCCUGUCAGAUACAGUCUACACUGUAACUGUAGCUCCAGUGUAUCCUGAGGGAGAGGGCCUCCGGCUUUCAGAGAAGGGAAAGACACUUCCUCGUACCCCACCCAGGAACAUCCAGGUUUACAACCCCACCCCCAACAGCCUAAAUGUGCGCUGGGAACCUGCCUCAGGCCAGGUGCAGCAGUACAAGGUUGUCUACGCGCCUCUUAGUGGAGUCCGACCAUCUGAGUUUGUUUUGGUUCCAGGCAACAUCAACAACGCAUUUCUGGAUCAGCUCAUCCCUGACACGCCAUACUCUGUGAAUGUCUUGGCGGUUUAUGCAGAUGGAGAAGGACCACAAGUCAAAGGAAAUGGAAAAACAUUGCCACGGGCCGGACCUAGGAACAUGCGUGUGUUUGAUGCCACCACCAGUACUCUUAGUAUCGGCUGGGACCACGCUGAAGGUCCUGUACAGCAGUACAAGAUUGCUUAUGCCCCAUUGACUGGAGACCCCAUCACUGAGUUUACUGUUGUUCCUGGAAACAGAAACAAUGCCAUGCUCCAAAACCUGCUCCCUGAAACCCCCUACAACAUCACAGUGCAGGCCAUUUAUGCGGACGGAGCAGGAGGCUCUCUAGCUGGAAAUGGGAAAACACUUGGCCUUUUGGAGCCCAGAAAUCUGCGUAUUUCUGAUGAAUGGUACACCCGCUUCCGUGUGGCCUGGGACCCUGCUCCAGCUCCAGUGAUGGGCUACAAACUGGUCUACCAGCCUACAGAUACAGAUGAGUCCUUGGAGGUGUUUGUUGGGGACGUUACCUCCUACACUCUUCACAACCUGCUCCCUGGAACGACAUAUGAUGUGAAAGUGUUUGCUCAGUACGAUGCUGGUCUUAGUAAAGCGCUAAUGGGACAGGGAACAACAUUAUACCUCAAUGUGACCAACCUGGAAUCGUACGAUGUUGGCCAUGACAAAUUCUGCAUCAAGUGGACGCCUCACAGAGCUGCUACUUCCUACAGGAUUAAACUGAACCCUCUCGAUCCGGCAGCCAAAGGACAGCAGGAGAUCACCAUCACGGCAGCUCAGAGUCACUACUGCUUUGAUGGCCUAAGUCCAGACUCACUGUACAAUGCCACUGUGUUUGUACAGACUCCGAACCUUGAAGGACCUGGAGUCAGCACUAAAGAACGCACAUUGGUCAAACCAACACCUGUGCCAACCCUGCCCCCAACUCCUCCACCUCCACCCACCAUUCCUCCUGGCUGGGCAGUCUGCAAAGGUGCCAAGGCAGAUGUGGUGUUCCUCAUUGAUGGAUCGUGGAGUAUUGGUGAAGAUAGCUUCCACAAAGUGCUAAAGUUCGUCUUCAGUAUCAUGGGAGCCUUUGAUGUUAUCGGGCCAUCAGGAAUGCAGGUGUCUUUCGUGCAGUACAGUGAUGAUGCCAAGACAGAGUACAAGCUCAACACUUACAAUGACAAGGGCACUGCGCUGGCAGCCACACAACUCAUCAACUACAAAGGAGGAAACACAAAAACAGGCAUUGCUCUGAAACAUGUACACGAAAAGGUGUUUGCUUCAGACAAUGGAAUGAGGAGGAAUGUCCCUAAGGUUGUGGUUGCAGUUACUGAUGGACGCUCUCAGGAUGAAGUGAAGAAAAAUGCUGCCAAGCUGCAGCAUGCUGGUUACAGUGUGUUUGUGGUCGGCGUGGCUGAUGUGGACUAUGCUGAACUCCAGGACAUUGGAAGCAAGCCAAGUGAACGACACAUCUUUGUUGUGGAUGAUUUUGAUGCCUUUGCCACGAUACAAGAGAAUCUGGUCACCUUCAUCUGUGAGACUGCAUCAUCCUCUUGUCCUUUGAUCUUCGUGAAUGGCUUUACAUCGCCAGGUUUCAGAAUGCUGGAGGCUUUCAAUCUGACUGAAAAGAUGUACGCUUCUACCAAGGGAGUGUCCAUGGAGCCAGGUUCCUUCAACAGCUACACAGCCUACAGGCUUCACAAAGACGCAUUCCUCAGUCAACCUUCAGUAGACAUCCAUCCUGAUGGUCUGCCUGCAGCUUACACCAUCAUCUUGAUGUUCCGACUUCUCCCUGACUCACCAAAACAGGCCUUUGACAUCUGGCAGGUCUCAGACAAGAACCACAAACCUGAGGUUGGCGUCACCAUUGAUCCCUCCAGCCAGACUGUAGCAUUUUAUAACAAGGACACGCGGGGAGAGAUACAGAAGGCCACAUUUGACAAUCAUCAAGUGAAGAAAAUCUUCCAUGGAAGCUUCCACAAGCUUCACAUCCUCGUCUCCUCCAAGAGUGUCAGACUGAACGUAGACUGCAAGGAAGUGGCUGAGAAGGAAAUUAAGGAAGCUGGCAAUACAUCCGCAGAUGGUUAUCAAGUACUAGGAAAAAUGUCCAAAUCCAUUGGCUCUAAAGGGGAAUCGGCAACAUUCCAGAUCCAGAUGUUCGAUAUUAUCUGUAGCCUGGGCUGGACGAGUCGGGACAGAUGUUGCGACCUUCCUUCAAUGAGAGAUGAGGCCAAGUGUCCACCUCUUCCCAAUGCCUGCACAUGCACCUCAGACAGCUCAGGACCUCCUGGAACGCAGGGACCUGUGGGCGCACCUGGUAGCAAGGGACCUCGAGGAGAAAAAGGAGAACAAGGCCAGUCUGGUCCAAUUGGACCUCGUGGAGAAAUGGGACCACAAGGACCAAUGGGUCUUCCCGGACCCCAGGGACCCAGUGGACUUUCCAUGCCAGGAGAGGCCGGCCGUCCAGGACCGAAAGGUGAUCCUGGUGAUGCUGGACUACCUGGGCAAAAAGGUCCUCCUGGUCCGGCUGGUGCUGUCGGACCUAUGGGACCUCCUGGUGUGAGGGGACCUCCAGGAAAAGAGGGAACUGCUGGACCCAGAGGACCACAAGGAACAAUGGGACCACCUGGACCUCCUGGAAUGCAAGGCCCUUCAGGACAGCCUGGAAAGUCUGGUGAAAAUGGUGUUCCAGGACCCUCUGGUCUGAAGGGAGACAAGGGUGAAAGAGGUGAUCUUGCCUCUCAGGGCAUGAUGCGUUCCAUUGCCAGACAAGUCUGUGAACAGCUAGUCAACAGUCAGAUGAGUCGUGUCAGUGACAUGCUGAACCAGAUUCCCAGCGACAUGCGUAGUAACAGUCCCGGACCCUCAGGACCACCAGGGCCACCUGGUCAUCAAGGGGUACGUGGAGAGCCUGGAAGGAUAGGCCGAAGCGGCUUCCCAGGAACCCCAGGAUUACCUGGCCGACAGGGAGACAGAGGCCCAUCUGGAGAAAAGGGUGAGAGAGGAAGUCCUGGGGUUGGAGAGAGAGGACAGAGAGGCAUGCCUGGACCACCUGGCCUUCCAGGUGAGUCUAGAACAGGCCCUACAGGCCCUAGCGGAGCUUCAGGCCCUCGCGGGCCUCCUGGCCGUAAUGGUGUCCCUGGCCCCAGGGGCCCACCUGGUCCUCCUGGGUACUGUGACUCCUCCCAGUGUGUAGGUAUCCCCUACAAUGGACAGGGAUACAGAGGUUCAUAAGCAUUCUAAAGCGCCUGUGCUGCUUUUCACGCUGAAAUCGUGAGAAAGGCCUGAUUCUGAGCUUUGUGCUCGUACAUGUUGAUGAAUUCUGAGGAUAACCACCAAGGAAGCGACUAACGAACACUAUUGAAAACAAUAGAAAAAAGAGAAACAAACACAUGCAACAAAGAAAAAAAACAAACAAAUAGUGGACUGGUACUAACAACAAUUCACAGCAAUUAAAACCUCCAAAGCAGCGGGUGAUGGCAGCAACGUAGUGGCCUGUCUGCACCUUGAAGUCAAACAGCAGACAGGCAGGUGGAGCAGCAUGAUGCAAAAACUACAACAGCAGCAGCAACAACACCACCACUUACUAACCAAGAGGAUUUGUAGCCAAAAUGACAGUUAUUUAACCUGUUAACUUUCAUUUUUAUCUGUAAAUAAACUAAUUGUGCCUUGUAAAUGGACCCAAAUCCACUAAAUUAGUUUUUAACACCAAUAGUGAGCUUGUGCAUUGUAUCCUGCUGUUUGCUGAAUGCCAACAUGAAUGCCUCUUUGUUUUAUACUAUGUGCCUUAAUUGUACCCUCAGACUUGCUCAGGGGUGAUUUGAAGCAUGUGCCUUUUUGUAUAAGUGACCCUGGAGGUUUAAAAAAAAUCCCUAUUUGUACACACAGAUGUACUUUUUGAAAUGAUCUUAUUCUCUUUUUUAGCUGAAAUUGCUUUCUUACAGCCAGCUGUAGCUCAUUUGUGUUACAUGAGGACCGGCCCUCUUCAAGCUGGAUUAGUUUUUCCAGGGGAAGUACUUGAAGUGCUGACCAAGGAGACCAUGGAUUUUAAUCCAGUAUGAAUCUGCACGGUGUGAUUAGGCAUUACAGUCUAAAAGGAAAUAUCUGUAGAGUGGUUUAAAUCCAGUAUGAAUCUGCAGUGUGUGCAUAGGUGUUACAGUAUAGAUGAACUUCUGUAAAGAGGUUCUCCCAAUAAUAUUAGUCCUGUUCCAGUCCACCUCAUGCAAACAUGUAAAACCUGUUAAUACACACUGCAAUGUAUUAUAUUAUAAUGACUGGAAUAACGCAGACAUGAACUUUUACACUCUUACACUGCACAGAGGCUUCUGGAAAAACUAAUCCAGCCACAAUAGGGUUUUACUUGAUUUUUGACGAUCUCAGUUAAAUUAAGUUUUACCAGUGUCUCAGAGUAGAGGAAAAGUGCUGAGCUGUUAACUUCUACUCUCUAUCAGUCUCUUCUAACUCACGUUUUUCCCUUCCCACACGUCUCUGCUGUGGUUUUAGUUUAGUGGUUGUGGCAUUACAGCACUGACAGACGUAACACAAUGCUCGUUUUGCUCUUUUUGCUUUGUUGACUUUGAGUGUAAUGUUACUCCCAUGCUCAACUGGCCACAACCAUAUUUCCAAGCAGAGCCGCUUCCACGUGAGCCCCAACUGCAUGUAGUCCCAAUACCUGAGGAAGACUAUGAGCUUUCACCCAACGAACGCCGCAAGAGAUCGCUAUCCAGAAGACAGUCAAGAUGGAUAAAAUCCUAAACAACUAUAAAAAAAUCCUUUGCAUAUAUGUAAAGUUGCUUUCACAAAUGCCACUAUGAAGAUCUAUGACACUUGAUAUUACAGAGGUACAUUUUUCUCAUUUCUGUUUUUUGGUUCUAUAUUUUUUUUUAUGUUUUUUUUUUUAAACCAUAAAAAAGUAUGUGUGGAUACAGCAGGGUAGGUUGCAAGUGACGAAAUCCAGAGUUUUUGGCCAACUUGCUCUUUAUCUGCUCCCCUCGUGUGCUUGUAAAAUAUCUGCUUCAUUAAAUACUUACAACAUUAGAGUUAUUAAUGUGUCACUUAUGCUAAAUCUCAGCAGUGAUGCUGGUAGUUACACGCUUGCCACAGGAAGGCCUUUACACUCACCCAUGCUUUUAAAUUUACAUUCACGAAAUGCUUUAUUCAUCACGGAUCAUAACGAGUGUCUUAUACACACUCUCAUAUGCAUCAGUCAUUCAUUUUAUGAGCUUUCAUCUCCUGAGAAAUGUUCGUUUUUGUCAUCAUCUGCAGUAUGGUAACACAUGGCCUCCAUUACUUUAUCCUAAAUCAAACAUUUAUCAGUUUCCUAGUAUCAACUCACAGCUGAUUUUACCAAAAGUGGAAUUGCAUGUCUGUGGUGUAUAUUUAGUACAUUUGUCGGUUUUCAUUUUUUUUUCUUUUUAAAAUCAGAAUAUAGUUGUUGUCAUUGUUGUUUUAUCAGUAUCAAUCGCAGUUGGCAUUUGUGUGCAAGACUAUGGAUAUAGUAUUGCUGCUUCAUGUUUAAAACUGCAAAUUGUGAAUUCCACAGCCUUAUUUUCUUAUUUAUUUCUGAAACAGAGGAGGCAUUUUUCAAUAAAACUACUGAAAAUAUAA